Messenger RNA from Oncorhynchus gorbuscha (pink salmon), 653 nucleotides. RefSeq names its product small integral membrane protein 1 (gene smim1). The transcript has 3 exons. The record is from RefSeq and is a predicted model, not a curated record. The coding region runs from base 102 to 323 and encodes 73 amino acids. Lineage: Eukaryota; Metazoa; Chordata; Actinopteri; Salmoniformes; Salmonidae.
AGAGGCAUGCCUUCUUCAACACAAUAUGCCUUCAGUCCUCGAAAGAGCAGUGGUUGUUGAAGGAGUAAGUGGUAUCUGCAGUAAAUACAAUUCAGGGAAGAAUGGCUUCUGACACAGACUCCAAUACUGCUGGUGUGCAAUACAAUCGCUGGAAUGAAGACAACAUCAAUCUGAAUGUGGCUGGGACAGGUGUAACGGGGCUGUACAACAGAUUCUGCACUGGCACCUUGGGCAUAGCUAUCAAGGUGGCCGGAGCUUUGGCUGCACUGGUGGCUGUCUACGUCAUUGGAUACGUCACUGGAUAUUACGUCCACAAAUGCUGACCGGCCACUGACCGAAGGACCCUCAACAGAUGGAAUUAUGUUGGGAUUGCAGUUUGCUUGUUGUAAAGUGAUUUUACAGCUUCCCACAGCUUUGUCUUAUAUGUGAAAAGUCAUUGUCUAAAAACAUGAACAUAAUGUUUGACUUACAGUGCUUGGUAUUCAAUAUGUUCUUGUCACUAAGUGAUAUCUAUUUCAAUUGUUUUUUCAAGAUUGUACUACAGGGCUUGUUAUGUUAGCCUAUUCAACUGUAUAUCAAGGCCAUGUGGAUUCAAUAUUUUAAUGAAAGGACACAGGCAAUACUAAUAGUUAAUAAAAAAGCUGUUGAAAAUA